Messenger RNA from Gymnodraco acuticeps, 1746 nucleotides. RefSeq names its product S-antigen; retina and pineal gland (arrestin) a (gene saga). The transcript has 15 exons. Gene Ontology annotation, molecular function: G protein-coupled receptor binding. The record is from RefSeq and is a predicted model, not a curated record. Gene Ontology annotation, cellular component: photoreceptor inner segment; photoreceptor outer segment. The coding region runs from base 33 to 1226 and encodes 397 amino acids. NCBI's taxonomy places the organism in Eukaryota, Metazoa, Chordata, Actinopteri, Perciformes, Bathydraconidae. Gene Ontology annotation, biological process: G protein-coupled receptor internalization; signal transduction.
UCGCUCACCCUCUGCCCUCAAUCAGCUCCAACAUGAGCCCAAAAAAUGUGGUUUUCAAGAAGAUUUGCAGUGACAAGUCGGUCGGAGUCUACAUGGGGAGAAGAGACUUUGUGGACCAUGUGGAUUCUGUGGAUCCAGUGGAUGGCGUCAUCCUCAUCGAUCCUCAGGCUCUGCAGGGGAGGAAAGUGUUCGUCACCCUGUCCUGCACCUUUCGAUACGGCCGGGAUGAUGUGUCGGUUUUGGGGGUGGCUGUCCGGCGGGAGCUGCACGUGUCCAGCCGGCAGGUUUACCCCCCGCUGCAGGACCGCGAGAGCUGCAUCCACAGCCGCAUGCAGGCCAAGCUGCUGCAGAAGCUGGGAGACAACGCAUACCCCUUCUUCUUCGAGUUCCCGGACAACCUGCCUUGCUCGGUGAUGCUGCAGCCGGGGCCGAACGACUCAGGAAAGCAAUGUUGCGUGGAGUUUGAGAUCAAAGCCUUCAGCGCUGAGAGCCAGGACGCUAAAGUCCGCAAACGGAGCACGGUGGCGCUGAUAAUCCGGAAGGUGCAGUACGCUCCGGACAGCGAGGUGGCGGCGCAGUCUGUGGAAAUCAGCAAGGAGUUCGCCAUGUCGGACAAACCGCUGCACGUGAAGGCCAGCCUGGACAAAGAGAUGUAUUACCACGGUGAGACGGUCAAGGUGAACCUCAGCAUCACAAACAACACGAGCAAACACAUCAAGAGCAUCGUCGUCUCCGUGGAUCAGAUCUCCACCGUGGUGUUGUACUCCAACGACAUCUGGGUCAAAUCUGUGGCCAUCGAGGAGCCUGGGGACUCGGUGCCUCCCGGAGAGAGUCUGCAGAAAGACUUCAAGCUGCUGCCUCUUCUGGCCAACAACCGCGAGAGGAGAGGCAUCGCUCUGGACGGGAAGCUGAAGCACGAGGACACCAACCUGGCCUCGUCCAGCAUUAUCAAGGAGGGAGUUCAGAAGGAGGUGAUGGGGAUCAUUGUCUCAUACCGAGUCCUGGUGAAGCUCGUCAUUGGAGGGAUGAUGGGAUCGAGUGAGGUCGCUCUGGAAGUUCCCUUCAAACUGAUGCAUCCUAAACCUGACCCAGUGAAGGAGAGUGAGAUAGAGGAGGAGGUGGAGUUCCAGGAGUUUAAGCGCAGCCACCUGAAGGGGAUUAUCGAUGACGACGAUGAAGAUGGAAACGUGUCGGCCGGUGACGACGCUGCGCCCAUUGAGAAAUAAAGGAGACGGAAUGAGGGGCGAAAAAAUAAACAGCCUCUCCUCAGAGUUUUAGUUAAGGGACCAUAUCUGUGAUUCAGCCUGUUUACGUCACUCAGUCAUACGGAAGAGCAUUAGGGUCACAUGAGGGGGGAAAUGGGGAUGUGACCAAAAGUAACAAGUUAUUAAGUUCCUUUAUUCUUAAAAAUCUGAGAUUUUCAGGAAAAUAAAUUACCAGAAAAAACUCAAUAUUGUUUUACUUUUAGUCACAUCCCAAUAUUUUACCUCAUGUGGUCAAAACCCUCUUCCGUACACUCGGGUCAAAACUGCUUAUUUUUAGCACACACUUCAAACAUCAAGCACAUGAAGUAUUGUCUAUAUACGUAUACAUAUAUGCAGUUUCUUAUUCAUAUCGAUGUAGGCUAUAACCUUAAUACUGUAGAUGACUCGCAGUCAAAGACGCUUUGUCUUUAGCUGAUAUGCAGAACCACUGAUAUGGUCUUCAUGUAAUGAAUCGUUGUGAUUUAUUAGUAUAUCUGUUGUG